AUGCCUCGUAAAUUUUGUAUCAAUAAAAAGUCGCGAAAUUGCCUAAAACGUCUAAAAUCGAUAGAUAGAUACCAUUCAACGAUAGUAUAUGGAAUGUUGCAUGAAUUAUUACUUGCAUUAUACGGUAUAUCUGGUGGCAUUUUCAUUGAAUCUACAGAGAAAGGUGGUGAUAAUGAUGACACAGAAUUGGAUAGACAUUUAAUACCUCUGGUGAAUGAUAAUCUUCUCCUUCCUGAAAGUGAACUUAGUCUACAAAGAGAACUAUUAAAACUAGGCUCAUGUUAUAAUUAUUUAAUCAAGUUUAUUGAAAAAUUUUCAGAGCCUAAUUAUGGCUUGUAUUUAUCAGCUUUCGCCUUUGGAAUUGAUGAUUCACUUAAAGAAUACCGAGCAGAUUUAUGUACACUGGAGACUGAACUAUCGACAGAUAAAUCUAUGGGUGUUUCACACUUAUCUUGUCGCCUACAUGCUUACAAGAUUUUGCUACCUGUACUUGUAAAAGUCACAAAAAAAGUUGAAAGUGUUGUUAUUAAUCCUGAAAUGAUGAAGCAUACUAAUUCAUCAAGUUGUCGACUUCUAGAUGUUAUAUUAUCUGCAACACCUCCUGGUCUUCCUGGUCCACGAUAUGUUAUGCGUAAGGUGGUAUCGCGUGUUAUGCAAGUAUUCUGUCGACAACUGUCUUCAUGGCUUAUCUACGGUGUUCUUUAUGAUCCUUAUUCAGAGUUCUUCAUCAAAAAACUUGAGUCUAAUCAUAUUUCAGAUGAGAAGAAGAAACAACAACCAUUGUUUGUGAUAGAUAAUCACUGCAUUCCUUCAUUUUUGCCUACAUCAUUUGCUCAAAGAGUAUUUGAAACUGGCCAGGCUGUUUAUUCUGCUAGUCUUAAUCCUUCAGAGGCGUCAUUUAUCUUGGAGUUGGAAAAAGUGUAUAUUCCACGGUUUACAGAAAUAUCAACCUGUUUAGGUGAAGAUGUCAACGGGAUCCAGUCAACUGAAAACAGUUUGAGUAACUUGAUAAAUGUCAAUGAAAUUGACAGUCUUGUAUGUGAUAUCAAAAGUGUUGUUUUACAUCAUGUUUGGUGUAGUGUAAUACAACAGCAUAAAUUUAUUGAUUAUCUUCGCCUGUUUAAAGAUGUACUACUCUUGGGACGUGGUGAACUGUUUCUUGCAUUUCUUGAUCAGCUGAAUUUUAAGAGUAAUAGUUUUAACAAUAAUAAUUACAAUAAUAAUAAUAGUAGUAGCUGUAGCAGUAGUCCACGAAGUUCAAUCCACUGGGGAGAGUUUGGAGAUAAUCUGCUAGAUCAGACACCGCCAACAAAUGAAAAUGAAGUGGAAGCUCUUGAAUAUGAUAUUACUCAGGCGUUUCUUGCAGCAGCAGCACGUUGUCUAGGCUUAGACGAUGAAGAAUUAGACGAUCAAUUUAGAAUUUUUAUAAAAUUGAAAACCACAUCUCAACAAGAUCCCGCAACAACAACCACAACAACAGCGAACCCUACAACUGAUCUAACAGUUUUAGACUGCUUAUACUUACACAUUAAUAUUCCAUCAGCCCUCGAUUGUCUAUUCUCUACACAAAUAUGUCAUGCUUACAAUAGGCUGUUUCACUUUCUCUUCUCUAUACGUCGAACACAAUUAAAACUACAACAGUAUUGGGCUGAUCAAAUUCUUCUAUGGCGUCGUGCUAGAUCUUCAGCGUAUUAUAAGACGAAGAAGGGGCCAGGGAGGAAUGCUGAUGAUGAUAAUAAUAUAACAAUGUCAAAUAGUAAUUUUGUUCAUUUACAAUUGAGAAUAGGUCGGCGUUUAUUAGUUCGUAAUCAUAUGGCAUUUAUUAUUGAAAAUUUAUUAUACUACUUACAAAGAUUGAACGCCAAUGACACUUACUACAUGGCUGCAGAAAGUUUGGAACGCAAAGUCAAACUACUAGAAGCCAUUGUCUGCUAUUUAAACUUGAGCAUGAUUGAUAUUAAUGAAUCGUAG
Messenger RNA from Trichobilharzia szidati, 1971 nucleotides. The record is from the annotation of a GenBank genome assembly. NCBI's taxonomy places the organism in Eukaryota, Metazoa, Platyhelminthes, Trematoda, Strigeidida, Schistosomatidae.